GUUGUUGUUAAGAGGGAACGGCACAUCUGCUAUGAAUCUCGUUGGCUCGUGGAGCCUCGAUGACCUUGAUUCAGCGAGCAUGAAGCAACCAUCGAGGUCACCGGGACUCGAGAUUGCUAUGGCACUGUUCGGCAUGGUCUGGCUGCUGCGUGUUCGCUCGGAGAUGCGUCGUUGCUCUAAAUGCCGUCACGAGGAGAUCCUAGCGGCCCAGCAGCAACAACAGCAACAGCAGCUGCAGCAACAACAGCAGCACCACCACCACCUGCACCAUCAUCCUCACCAUCAGCAACGCACGCUGUCGCAGGCCACCAGUUUGUUGCAGACACCCGACGACGGCGUCACCUCCUCGGCGAACACUCUUUUCACCCUGGACACGCCUGGCGCCGCCGGUUCCGCCGGAAGUUACUGCGAGGUUCACGGCUUCGUUCAGGCGAAAGAAGAUAUCCAGGAGUUUUACGAGCUGACGUUGCUCGACGAGUCGAAAUCGGUUCAGCAGAAAACGGCGGAGACGAUCCGGAUCGCCGACAAAUGGGAAGCCAGCGAUGGGCCAAUUACGCCGACCUUCGCUCAAAACGACGGUGGUCCAGCUUUUCCGGUGAACCAGACUCUGUCGAACAUUUAUGGCCGCAGGUCGGCCAGCCCCGAUGUUCCAGAUCACGUAGACGAAGCUCAGAAGACGCGAUACACCGGCAGAGGCGUGGAGGAGCAGUUGCCACCCCCUCCGUCGCCACCCCAGCUGAAGGAGGCCGGACAGUUGGAUGGAGUUCCUAGACCAAAUUCAGUCGAUCGUAUCCUUCAUCCCGAUGGUAGCCAGCACAUUCUGACUAGUCACGAGACCCUCAAUAAGAGUCACGACAGCUGGCAAGGACACGACGGUGACCAGGCACACACGCCCCUUCUUGCGGCUGACACGAGACACGUAAACGGUGACGAUGAUUGGGAAUACGAGGAGAUCGUCCUCGAGAGGGGUGGGGCGGGGCUUGGGUUCAGCAUCGCCGGGGGUACGGAUAAUCCUCAUUUCGGCACCGACACUGCCAUUUACAUCACGAAACUUAUACCUGGCGGAGCUGCGUCCGCGGACGGCCGUCUCCGCGUCAACGAUACGAUACUUCAGGUGAACGAUGUGUCCGUUGUCGACGUACCCCAUGCAGCAGCCGUCGACGCCCUCAAACGAGCAGGCAACACCGUCAAACUAUACGUACGCCGACGGAGAUGCACGCAGCUGAUCGAAAUCGAGCUAAUUAAGGGUAACAAGGGCCUCGGUUUCAGUAUCGCCGGUGGUAUUGGCAAUCAGCAUAUACCCGGUGACAAUGGAAUCUACGUGACGAAAAUUAUGGAGGGCGGCGCCGCGCAAGUGGACGGCCGUCUUGUAGUUGGAGACAAAUUGGUAGCCGUCAGAAAUGCUCUGCAGGGCGACAAAAACCUCGAAAACGUAACGCACGAAGAAGCCGUGGCGACGCUGAAGGCCACCCAGGACCGCGUGGUUCUUCUGGUGGCGAAACCGGAAACCGGAAUCGUGCCCCCGCCACCACCCCCGAUGGCCUCGGACAAUUCACUCUCGCCCCAACCACGAAAACAAAAUGGCUCUGUGUCGGCGCUGGAGAACAACUCGACCCUGCCGUACUCGCAAGAAUCACGUCACGCGUCUUCUCUCGCGCUUCACGGUGCAACCACGCCACGAGCUGUUUCUCAGGAGGACGUAUCACGAGAGGUACGCACAGUCGUGCUCAACAAAGGCUCUUCCGGUCUGGGUUUCAACAUCGUCGGCGGCGAAGAUGGCGAGGGAAUUUUCAUUUCCUUCAUCCUAGCCGGAGGCCCGGCCGACCUCAGCGGUGAACUGCGUCGCGGCGAUCAAAUACUCAGUGUCAAUGGCAUUAAUCUUCGGACAGCCACUCAUGAAGAGGCCGCCGCAGCCCUCAAGGGUACUGGCCAGACAGUGACGAUCGUGGUACAGUACAAGCCCGAAGAUUACAACAGAUUCGAGGCUAAGAUCCAUGAUCUUAAGCAACAGAUCUCCCAGCAAAAUAUAAUGACAGGCACCCUCAUGAGGACCUCGCAGAAGAAAUCACUUUACGUCAGAGCGUUGUUCGAUUACGAUCCCAACAAGGACGACGGUCUGCCGAGCCGCGGUUUGGCGUUCCGUUAUGGUGAAAUCCUACACGUGACGAACGCCAGCGACGAUGAAUGGUGGCAAGCCAGAAGAGUGAAUCCUCAGGGGGAGGAGGAGGGCCUUGGGAUAAUACCCUCUCGCAGACGAUGGGAACGGAAGCAACGGGCCAGGGAUCGUUCCGUCAAGUUCCAAGGUCACAUGCCAGUCAUCCUCGACAAGACGGUUGACCAAUUACAGCAAUCGACCCUGGACAGGAAAAAGAAGAAUUUCUCGUUCAGCAGGAAGUUCCCCUUCAUGAAGAGCAAGGACGACAAAUCCGAGGAUGGUUCGGACCAGGAACGGUCGCCCACGACACCCGAGAAUGAAAACGAUCCUACACCAUUCAUGCUGUGCUACACCCAGGACGACACUAACACCGAAGGGAGUAGAGAAAUUUUGUAUCGUGUUGAACUGCCUUAUAUGGAGGAACUGACGUUAGUUUAUCUGGAAAAGGAGGAUGAUGAGAAUGAUGACGAGCUUAGCAGCGAAGAGAACGUGCUGUCGUACGAGGCAGUCCAGCAGCUCACCAUACAGUACACACGACCUGUCAUUAUCCUCGGACCUCUCAAGGAUCGUAUCAACGACGACCUCAUCUCGGAAUUCCCCGACAAAUUCGGCAGCUGUGUGCCACAUACAACGAGGAGUAGAAGGGAAUACGAAGUGGACGGGCGCGAUUAUCAUUUCGUGGCGUCGAGGGAACAGAUGGAGAGGGAUAUUCAGAACCAUUUGUUCAUCGAGGCUGGACAGUACAAUGACAAUCUUUAUGGAACCUCCGUGGCGUCCGUUCGAGAAGUCGCCGAAAAGGGAAAACACUGUAUUCUUGACGUGAGCGGAAACGCCAUCAAGAGGUUACAAGUGGCACAGCUCUAUCCCGUCGCCAUUUUCAUCAAACCGAAAUCCGUGGAGUCGGUCAUGGAAAUGAACAAGAGAAUGACGGAGGAGCAAGCGAAAAAGACGUACGAACGAGCACUGAAGAUGGAGCAAGAAUUUGGAGAAUACUUCACCGCCGUCGUGCAAGGGGACACGCCCGAGGAGAUCUACGUGAAAGUGAAGGAAGUGAUCGCCGAGCAGUCCGGACCGAACAUUUGGGUACCAUGCAGGGACCAGCAACUGUGACGUCCUGCCCCCCACGCUCAGCCCGGCCCGAACGCUUGGACUCUACCUCCGAGGCGUCAAGCUUAAUUACUCUUAAUAAAAUAAUCAAGCAACCGCUCUGAAUGCCUUCCCCGUUCCCGUCCCGAUGCCGUUCCCACCCACACCGACACGAACACACAACACAAUGGUCCCACGUUUAAGGCGUUAACCGCGCGCGAACCUCGACGAGGACGGCUCUCGUCCGGCGGAACGUAGCCUCGCGAGAGAGCAAACGGGUUAACGAGAAAAUUACACGACGAGUAUGCGAUGUUCCUCAAGCGUGUUCGCUCUCCUACGCGACUUGUUUGCCCCGGGUGAAGAUGCUAGCGCGACACGGAGAAGAAGAAGAGAGAGUUUGACGACGAGAAACGAUCUCCGCGUCUCCACUCAGCGACGCGGAGAUCAAUCCGUUUCGACGAUCGUCCGACACGAAAGAGUUUUAAAACGUUGAUGCGUGUUAUAGUGUUACUACCAGAAAGUGUUUCGUUGUACCACGAUGUUUUUCAUGUAUCUAAUCGGAUUUGUUGAUCGAGAUCAAGGAGACACCGUCGCGUGCGUUGAUUUUAUUACCGAGAAAUUUCAAGGAAACGAUACGAAUACACGCGGCGAUCGGAACAAUCCCCCUGGCCCAACAACGAACAACAUCGACGAACGUUUACUCCGUGCUUCGUAAUUUAUAACGCACGCCAAACCCCCCUGAAAACCACCCACCCCUCACCCCCCCGCACGGAGAGACCCCGUUUUCAAUUGUACCCCGUCGUGUAUUCGUCUCGAGAUCGAUUUUAACGCGUAUAUCGACGACACUCGAUCGAGGUAUAUAUGUUUUAUGGAACGAAUGACUCGCGUCGCGAUCGAUCGAUCAGCGGCGCGUUCGCGAAAUUAACAGACACGAUUUCUCGCCGCGAUCGUUCGCAACGAUGCGCACAGCACCGCUAGACGCUUGAUAAAAAAAAAGAAAAAGAAAAAGAAAAAAUAAUAAAGAUUCCCCGCAGUAAUCGCGGCGAUAGAGACGAAUAAACGAGUAAACGUAACAGGAUCGAACGAUUCGCGGCAAACGAAUAAAAACAUGAGAAUUAUUCAAAAUGAAAAACUUGGCUUCGUCGAUCACUAUAUAUAACGUAUAGCUUGUCCGGUUAAUUCUGAGCGAAGUAGCAAGGUAUUUUUUAAUGUACUUAAUCGCAAUAAGAGGCGAGCGAAGUGCGAAUCGGUGGGAUUCGAGUUCGUCGGGGAUGCCCAGCACGAGGCAUCUCGCGUCGAUGAGCCUCACGAUUCAUCAAACCCACACAGGACAAAUCUCUAGAUGCUAGAAUAGCGAUAUAUAAUGUUUUGUACAGCUAGAUUACUAAGCCAGUACUGGGUUAUGUGCAACAUUAUAUAUAUAUAUAUAUAUAUACACAUAUUAUAUAUAUAUAUACAUAAAAAAAAAAAUAUAUAUAUAUAGAGAGAGAGGAAGAGACAGAAGAGUAGGCGACGAGCUGCGACCGGGAGAAAGAAUGAAACUCUAUUGUAAUUUAAAUACCACUACUAAAUUAUUAUUACGAUAGUAGGUAUGUAUUAUUGUAAAUACCUGUACCCGGGUAAAAAUCGAGAUGGAAAUUAUGCGGCGCUGGUUGCGCGAGCGUGUGACCGAGAACAGCGAGAUACAAGCUCGCCGGCCGGAGGAUAGUGAAAACGCGCGCGACGCGUCGUUUCUAUUUUUCGAGUUCGAGCGAGGCGUUCAUUUCUUCGUGUUUCGUUUUCUACGAUUGGCACCCUGGGCCAAUCCAUAGAAAGCCCCGGGAUCACUGGACAAGCGUGGUGUUGAGAGGAAAGAGAAUUUAGCUCAACAAGCUUUCGGGACCCUCUCUAACCCGAAUUAUUUUCACUGAAAGAUCAACGAUCGUCGAUAAUCGAGACGCGAGGUGAAUUCUAUCUAUGGGUGUGAGAAAUUGUACCUAAAUAGUUGUUACGGGUGGGAUCGUUUGUUGCCUAUUCUAUUGCUUUCUCGCGUACACGCGAGAGUCAGAGCCGCGUACGGUUACAGAGGGUCGACGAAAUUUCUGGUCUGACCGAGUUCGAUACAGGUGUCUCGUUUCACUUGUUGAGCUACGCUCGAAUCGGACGAAACGCCUCGGUAACUGUUUCACACGGGUGGAUCGAGGGCUCUCCCCGGAACCUCGAAACUUGUUCAACGCGAACAGAAGACCAGAGCUAGAAACAAUCAGUACUUACGAGCGAGAUGGGGGCGAUGCGAUUUUACUUGGCGGAGCAAACGCGUCGAUCGCGUGAAAAUUGUUGGGGGUGCAGCCAUUUUAGAAGAAUUUAUUUAGGGCCGUGAACGUUUUUACCCCUCUCAUACGUCGAUCGCGCGAGCUUCUUCGAUACAUUCAUAAAUUAAACCUUGUAAUUAAAAACGUUACGAGAGGUCAAAUAUUUCUAGUUUUCGCCGCGUUUAAGAGUCGAACGCGUGGCUCCGUAGAUCUUGAUGAUUCGCUUUUCACCCUGAUUCUACCAGACGACGGAGCGUAUACUAAAUUUAAGGAACUGUGGGGUCUCGACGAAUAAAUUUUACGUAGUCUUAUGUUACGAAAUAUAUUAAAUGGCAUUAUAUACGAAUCUACCCCGCGGUGAGCCAAAGUUAGGGUGUCGCGAACCAUCGAGAUUUCCACCUAUGGCCACCGGUCUGAUUUCUGAAACCGACUCGAUGUUAAGAUCGACGCGUUUGCUCCGUCAUUUUACGUUCAUCGUGGAGGCACUGAUGGAGAUUUCGACUCGAUCGUGGCGGAAGCGAAUUGGCCGCGCGCGUCACCGUUUAGUUCGCAGUCGAUCCGAUCGAACCUGCGAUUGCUUCACCCUUUUAGUUAGACGAGCGGCAAAGGGCCGAAUUGGGUUACUGUUCGUUCCGUGGGAUGCCCCGGGAGCGAACGGCGCCGAUCGAUCGGGUAUAAUUAGCAUGGGUACGCUUUCUACGAGCUAUUUUUCCUACGACAGAAUCCUGUGUUUGGAAUCGUUAACGCCGACAGCCGUGUCGCCGCCGUAUCGCACGGCGAAACACGAAACGGAGCGUAGGUUUUCCUUCUUUUCUUUCUUUUCUUUUUUUUCUUUUCUUUUCUCGUGACCGCCGAGAACUGGCGAGCAGCGUCGCCGUGAUCCGCACAUGUCGUGCCUGAAGACAGAGCUAGGCUUCGCCAAGUUAAAGAGUAAAAGAGAAAAAAAAUUUAAUGGAAAAAAUCGUAUAAAAAAAAAAAGAAGAAAACGACAAAAAAAAAAUGAGUAAGAUAUGAUGCAGAAAGAACGACGUCUGUCUCGAUGUAAAGGAACGUAUAAA
Molecule: messenger RNA, 6590 nt
Organism: Colletes gigas
Lineage: Eukaryota; Metazoa; Arthropoda; Insecta; Hymenoptera; Colletidae
Gene: dlg1
Product: disks large homolog 4
Exons: 22
Coding region: 32-3265 (1077 amino acids)
Biological process (GO): chemical synaptic transmission
Cellular component (GO): neuromuscular junction; postsynaptic density membrane; neuron projection
Molecular function (GO): protein binding
Source: RefSeq, a predicted model, not a curated record